Molecule: messenger RNA, 8961 nt
Organism: Patiria miniata (bat star)
Lineage: Eukaryota; Metazoa; Echinodermata; Asteroidea; Valvatida; Asterinidae
Product: partitioning defective 3 homolog
Exons: 23
Coding region: 1-5232 (1743 amino acids)
Biological process (GO): establishment or maintenance of epithelial cell apical/basal polarity; microtubule cytoskeleton organization; intracellular protein localization
Cellular component (GO): adherens junction; cell cortex; apical plasma membrane
Molecular function (GO): phosphatidylinositol binding; protein binding
Source: RefSeq, a predicted model, not a curated record
AUGGCGCAGCAAGAUCUCGUACCCAUUGGAAUUGAGACUGAUGAUUACUGGGUCCGAAUACGAAGCUUGAAGAGCGAAGGGGAGGAGGCCAUAUUGGACACAGACGACCUGGUCUGCGAUGUAGCUGAUGAUAGAGAAAAGCUUAUAGCCACCUUUGAUGAGCAGGACGGGCCCCGCCACACCCACCUCAUCCCCGACGGCACCAGCACCUGCGCCAGCUCAGUAGGCACGGCCAGCCCGCCGCUGACCUUCCACAGCCUGGACAACAGCGCCCACACGGUCUCAGCGGUCAGCGUCAACGGCCCGACCAACAACAGCAACAACAACAGGGUGAUGCUGGCCAAUCACUACGGCGACUUUGACGACACUGGUGACGACGUGGACGUGGUGGUGACGGGGGACGAAAUUUCCACAGACCCCAAGCUCCGCGUCCGUCGCGGCAGCGAUCCCAUAAUGCCCGUGGUCGUCAACGGCGACCCAGAAAAGUGGAACGGCACUGACAGCCAGCCAGUGGACUCGAAUGCAAACAGUAUCUCCAAACAUGAGAGGCAACCGAGCUUGGAGAUGAUAAAGAAACGACGCAACAGCCGCGACAACGAAUUGAACAGCGCCUUCCAGCGGUUCGGACGCAAUUCCUCGCGACAGUCCAUCUCCAACACGCUUGACAGCGACGUGAUGUACAAGUGGGCCGAGGCGCAACAGAAAAUGGAAAAGAGUAAUGACACAAACGACGGCACGAUCAACAUGGAGAUGGAAGAGAUCAUCAUCAAAAAUGACGGCACGCCCCUCGGCAUCCAGAUCAUUGCACGGGUGGAGCAUGACGAUGAUAGUGCAUAUGGCUUGGUCAUCCAUGGGAUUGAGACCGGUGGCCGUGCGGCCAGGGACGGCCGGCUCCAGGAAGGUGAUCACAUACUGACCAUCAACAAACUGGACAUCACUGAGAUGACCUUUGAUAGUGCCCAAGAGCUACUUCGUGACGCCAUGCGCACCGAAUCCGUCGCCCUCACCGUAGAGCGCGAGGCCCCGCCCCAACCAGAAGCCACUCCCCAGCAGGACGAGAUCACAGACACGCCCAAAGUGCCCCCCACGGUGCCGGCCCGCGCCCCGGCCACCUCCCUCAGCAAGGAGGAGGCGUCGCAGAAGGUGCACAACAUCAUCGCGCCGACCAACACGCGGCGCAUCGGUAGGAAGCUGUACGUCCAACUCAUGAAAGGUCCCCAAGGCCUGGGCUUCAGUAUCACCACCAGAGAUAACGCCGUGGGAGGCAAGAACCCUAUCUACAUCAAGAACAUCCUGCCCAAGGGGGCGGCCAUCGCAGACGGAAGAUGCAAACCAGGAGACCGACUACUGGAGGUCAACGGCAUUGAGAUGACCGGCAAGACCCAGAGCGAAGCGGUCUCCAUCCUCCGCAGCGUCCGUCUUGGGGGCGUGGUCAACCUCGUCCUGUCCCGCCAGGAUGCCAACUCCCCGUCCACCUCGGAGCAGGUCCUCCCAAGAGAACUGCCUGAAGAAAAGAACACAGAUGACCCGACCAACGCCAAGAACAAGCGAGUCCUGGUCUUCGACAUCCCGCUGAACGACACUGGCUCGGCCGGGCUUGGGGUGAGCGUCAAGGGCAAGACAUCUGGCAACGGGAUGGAAGGGGAGUCCAAGGACCUGGGGAUCUUCAUCAAGAGUGUCAUCCAUGGAGGUGCAGCUUCCAAGGAUGGGCGACUGCGUCCCAACGACCAGCUUCUGUACAUCAACGAAGAGUCCCUAGUCAGCAUCUCCAACGGCGGAGCCAUGGAGAUCCUACGCCGCUCCAUGUCCGGGGACAAGUCCCCCCGCGCCACCAUCCGGCUUGUCGUGGCCCGUCGGGUGGAUCCCGGCGAGACCACGCCCGACCGGCAGACCACGCCCGGCAGGGCGGAGUCUGUGGAUGAAGAAGGGCGGCCUGAGAGUCCCGUGUCUGUGUCAUCCCGGGCAAUGGACAUUGAUAUGGAUGCCAUGGAUGAGCUGUUUAAGCAUCCGGUCUUGAACAAGCUGAACGCAUUAGAGAAAUCGGAGUCUUCCAGGCAUCCCGUGGGGCCAGGAGGUGACGGUUACGUGGAGGAUGCUGGCCAGCUCUCCCCGACCAUGCCUAAAGGUGGAGCUGAAGUCGUCAUGAUAGAAGAUGCUGACAUUGAUGAUGCUAUUGCUAAGAUAGAUGCCGCAGGCCCAUCCUCUGCCAAGGCCCCCUCGCCACCUCAGUGGCUGGUGGAUACGUGGGAGAAAGCCGAACAAGACAACGGUGAGCUGAGUCCUGUCGACGACCCUUACAAUCAAUUCCAACGCGAUAGCUUUGCAAGACGGAGCUUUUCCGAGCGUCACAAGGGAUCCCUUGACGCAAAAGAGAUGGCUUGGUACAAGAGAAAGUAUGGCAACGAUCCACCCAAGGUAGCUCCCAAGACUGGCAAGAGCGCCAAGGGGGAUCCUCAACAAAAAGAUAUCGGAAUCAGUACCGGUAGCCUCGUCAAAUCCAGCUCCACCGACAACCUAGCCGACACUGCUAACCUGUCUUCCAUGCACCGUCUAACUGCCGACGAACGCAGGGACAUCGGCCCCUCCCUAGGCCUGAAGAAGAACAGCUCCCUGGAGAGCCUGCAGGCGGCCGUCGCCGAGGUUACGACCCGGGAUGACCGCCCGACCCGACCCAGGGCGAAGGUCGUGCGGGGUCGCGGCUGCAAUGAGAGCUUCCGGGCGGCGGUGGACCGGUCGUACGACCAGCCGCUCAACGGGAGUGCCGUCAAUUCUACCUCCAUGGAUUCAGUGAAAGAGAACGGCCACGCGCCGGUCAGGGAUGACCGCUCGUCCCGCGACGACCACUCCUCGGUCAGUAGCCACGACCCCGUCAUCAUGAAUCGAACCAACAGCUCCAAGAAGAACAACAAGAAAGAGAAGGAAAAAGACAAAAGGAAAUCUGGUGGCUUCAAGGGCUUCGGAUCCAUGUUCAGAUUCGGCAAGCAUCGCAGGCCGGAGCGGGACGGCAAACCAGGCGAGGAGGAACGGGACAGGAGUACGUCAGUGUCCUCCGACAAAUCCAAAGAGGAUAUGGAGAAAUACAAAGAGCAACAAGAGGAACAAAACUCCCGCAUCCAGGAGGAGGUACGCAAACUCCGGGAGCAGCGGAGCGUCAGAAGUCACAAGGAAGAGAGCGAGGAGGCGCGGCAUAAGGCCGAGCGGAUGCAGGAGCUGAGACAGCGGUACCAACGAGACCAUCGGGAGAGGCAGGGGCGUUACCGUGACGAUGAUGAAGACGAUGAUGAUGAUGAUGAUGAAGGGGGUGGUGAUAAGGAUGAGGGGUAUGGUGACGGCUCCCCGACGUCCCCAAGGAGUCCUGGACCUCAUUCUCCACACCGGGAUGUGACGGGCAGACACGCCCCAGAAUACAGAAACCAUGACCAGGAACGCUGGGAACGCCAGAGCGAGGGAAACCACCGCAGGGGGUCCCACAGCCAAGACGACAACCGAUGGCCCGACAGACGAGACGAAUAUCCCCACGGCAAUCGGGAUGAGAGACAGGAAGACAGGCGAGACAACGGCGAAGGCGAGAGCAGACAUCGCUACGGUCGACACAGUGUCCCUCCUUACAUGGAGUCCCGGUCUCGUAAUGAGCCGCGAGGUAACACGGACAAGGACCGGAAUCGGGAGUCGCGCACCACAGCCGACGUCCACAAUGAACCUCACUAUGCCUCUGUCGCCCGUAGACCCCGCCCCGACAAAAACGUUGAGCCGUCUGCCAGAGACAGGCGCGGUGAGAAGACUCUGGAACGCGAAAGGGUUAAACAAGUCCAGGAUGAACAUCCUUAUGCGUCAGUGGAAAGGCGGGACCCGCCAGACCGUAAUAUGCCAAAGCGGUCGCCAAACAAAAUCUAUGAGAGUGUGGAUGGGGACAGACAGCGGGAUCAUGCCCGGGAGGACAGGAACGGGGAUGAUUGGUAUCGGGAUGGAAAGAAAGAACGUGAGCAUAGACACCGAGAUGACAGACACCGGGAGGAUCGACCUCGCGAGGAGCGAUAUCAAGAGAUCCAACCUCGGGACAAGAGGUAUCAAGAGGAUGACAGACCGCGUGACCGGAGGUACGACGACAACAGGUCCCGAAAUGAUCGCUAUUAUGACGACCGACACCAAGAGGACAGGUAUCGCAACGACCGACACCGUGAGGAUCGGUAUCGCGAUGACCGGCACGGCGACAGACCCGAUGGCAGAAAGGCGGACAGAAGGGAUGACAGAAGGGAAGACAGGCAUGAGGUGGACACUGCCAGGAAACACAACGAUCCUGACAAAGUCAACAACAGCGAUGCCCAGCGCAAGCGCAAGGAGAGCGAAACCCUGAGUCGCAAAGACAGCGACGCUACCAAGGGCAAAGAGACUCUCAAACGCAAAGACAGCGACAAGGCGAGCAAGGAUAAGAAAUCUGACAAGUCCAAGGCUAAGGAGACCGAUAAAAAGGACAAGGAAGAACCCAAGAUGACCAGAAGGAAAAGUGAUAAGGAAAAGAAGAAAGAGAAAGAAAAGGAAAAGGACACAAAGAAAAAAGACAAGAGUAAUUCAAAAGAUGGUAAGUCCAAAGACAAGGAUGAGAAAGUGUCAUCGGAAGAGGAGAAGUCGGAGGAGAGGAACGCAGAGCCGAGACGAGAUCGCAGAGAUGACCCGAGGCGGGAUGCCAGGCAUCACGAGGACAGACGCGGAGAUACAAUGGACCGCAGACACCGCGGGGAACGGGAACGGGGAACCGGUGAUGGGAGGGAUCACCGGAGGGAAGAUGGCUGGCACGACGGGAGACGGGACGGGCGGGAGCGGCAUCGGAGCCCGCCCCCAGGGGACAAGUAUGGCUAUGGAAGUCUGGGCAGACCAGCACGCAGGCGACCUCCCAGCGACCCCAACCAGACCUACAACCGGGGCACCAGGGAAAGCGGCUACCAGUCGGACCACGACCGUCACCGCCAGGACAAUCACUACGACAGCAACCACCAUCCCCCUCCCUCCUCGUCCAAUCACAAGGGGUACGCCAACGGCCCCACAUCCAAUCACUACCCGGAGCAUGAACGCCGGCCCCGCAUGACGUCAUCGCAGAGUAUCGACCACGUCCGGGAUCGUGACUACCGGGAGGAUUACGGUUCGCUGAAGCACAAGAGUCGGUCGGAACGCCGCAUGCACUACUCCGAAUCGGGUCUGGACCACGACGCGGGCUACGACGCAGCUCGCGUCUGAUCACGGAGCUAAUUCUAAACUCCGGUACAAAAACGGGACCAAAAAAAUGUGGUGUUAUUAUAUGCAUUCAUUGUUGCCAUGGAUGCUAUUCUGUAAAGUACGGGAGAAAUAUUCACCACGAUUUGUUAAACGGAGUUAUGACUGUUUCCUGAUGUGUCUUUCUGUUUUACCGUUUGGAAGAAUGCGUAAGAAAUGUUUGUUUAAAAAAAAUAUCAUCAUUAGGGUGAAAUCAGAAAAAGGCAUAUUUAAGCAUUUGAAUUCAGUUGAAAAAAAAAUCUUUACAAAAAAAGAUUUUGGGUUAAAGUUGAUUAUCAUGUCAUUCCUGUUUCUGCCACGAAGCACCAAACCAAAAAUGUAACUCAAACAUGUUUUGUACUGCCAAUGAAAAAAAUUGAAAUUAACCACAGUACUAAAAAAAUAUUCAGUACUUGCUCCCGUUAUUGUUCCAAGAAUUAACAGCUUGGAAAGGCGUUGACAAGGUUUCUUGUUCCAUUUCCAAAGCCAAAUUAUGAUAAAAUCAAAUAUUUUUAGCCAGCAAAAUUAUUGCUUGUGGAUUCAUAGCAAAAAACAUCUUUUGUACAGCUCAAAUUGUUUGUUCCAUGAAUACUGUAUAGUCCUGUAGAUAACAAAUGAUUUUGUGUAAUUUGUAAGUUGGUCUCGUCCAACCAUAAACAUCUUGUACUGAUGUAUAUUCCACUACGUGCCUUGAAAUGUUUGCCAAAAUUUCGGUCCAUCAGACAGCCUUUGAAAACAUCGAAAAACAUGCGAAAUGAGUCUGACAAUGGGCCACUUCAAGCCUCAGAUUUAUUUUGGUGGUUCUCUUGUUUUAAUUUUCUUUUUGGCUCUUUAUCUUGAAACUUAUCUGCCGUUGAUAUUCAUAAAAAAAACAGCAAAUGAAUCCUGCGGAUAUGCAGUGAAGCAGGAAUAUCUAAUAGAAAUGAAACUUCAAAAUGAAAUUGAAGGUACGUGAACAAGUAUUACAUUCUUUCAUCUGUCUUGAUUAAAAUUUGACACAAGUUUCGUUUUGGGGGUUUUAGGUCAUUAAAAAAGAAAGACAUAUUUGGCAUUUCAAUCACACAAUUUUCUUCACUCUUACCUCAGUUUAAGGAUUUGGUUGUAAAUUGUUUGUACAGAACUUUGCUUUGCUUUUUUUUUUACACUUUAUAUGUAUUUAUUUAAAUAUAUUAGACAAAUAUUCAUUUACAAAAGUUGAGUUCUGGUUAGAACCGCAGUUUUAUUUCUCGGAAUGAAAAGCAUGACAUGUUUUUCAACAUGGUUAGAAAAAAAACCAAAUUCCACUAUUUGCACAAACCUGAAUAAGAUCACAUACAAUGUAUAUUAUUUUGUUCACACACAAAAAGUUGGCGCCACUAUGAAUUUUUUCCAUCAACCAAUGAAAAUGAAGGAUGUGAUUGUGCCGUUACGUGAUUGGCCAGUUGAUGCAGCGCAAUGCAUUGUGGGUGCGUCUGACAUUCAGAUACAGCACUUUUCUUGCUUAAUUUCACUACUAAUGUUUCUGUACAAGGGAUUUUGUUAACAGAACUUCACUGCAUGAUUAUGUUUAGUUAAAUUGUAAAAAAAACCUGUAAAAUAUUAUUUGUAAACAACAAAAAUCUUUCACGUUAUGUACUGUAUUCAGUGUACUUUAGUUAUUUGACGGGAACGUGUUUUUCUGGAUUAGAUUGGACACAGUGUUAAACUUAACUGUUGAAUAAUACAUAGACUUUGAUCAAAUGUAUUAAAUAUUCAUGAUUUAAUGCACCUCAUUUGCAUAAUUAGGAUAACAUUUUGCCAGCCAACUAUGUUUAUGUUGCGAGUUGCCUUGAAUUGUCUGCCUGCUUAUGUCAAUUAUCGUUCAGAUCAUGGACAGUAUUUUUCAAAAACCCGUGUCUUGUUUAAGAACAUGACACUUUUGUUUUUGUUUAGAUCAACAAUUAAUUUUCACAGAGAAUUUUGCAUAAAAAAAAGUUAUAGGAACUUUCCAGUUACAAAACGAACAUGCAACAAAUCUGUCACAUUCCACGCAUAACAAGUGCUCACAAAUCUGCUAUGCCUUUUUGUUUGGAUGUUGAAGCCUUUAAAUGAACGGAAAAAAAUUAUAUAAAUAUAAAAAAAAAUGAAAACUAACUUCAUAGAUUUGAAUGAUAAAUACGUAUUCACUUUGUGCUUCCGUACACAGAUUUUUGUAAUGAUGUGAUUUCACAAAAAACAAAACAAUUAAUGUAAUGUACUGGAAUUUUUUUUAAACGAUGCAUUGUAUUAUAUAUAUAAAUAUGUAUACGAUUAACAUGAAUUAACAGGUGUUUUUUAAACAAAAAUGUUGGCACAAAGCUGUGUCUAGCUAGCUUGCUGUGUGCAAGUGCUUGGGGAGGAAGAUUGAAUUUGGAGAGUUGUUGAAGCAAGGCCUGUUACGUUCCAGUGUUACGAUUCAAAGAUUUCUACGGUACAUUCUUCUGAUGUUUGACACUUUUUUCAUUACAUCAUGUACUCUGUUGAUAUUUUUUAUGUUCCAAAUGAAAUUGAAUGCUGGUUUCCAUGUGAAGUUAGGGGGAAAUCAUACAAAGUUUUGAAAACUUGUUGGCAGACAACGCCCCAUCGGGUAAUAUAAUUUGCAUAAGUGUGACCUGAUAGUUACAUUUAUACAUGUAGAUUGUUUGUGCUGCAUCUGUCUUUCGGGUGUGUGCUUUUGUCCAGCAGGGGUACGCAUGACUGAGUACACCUCUUGUGCAUCCGUUGUUUAUAACAAAACGCACCACAAAAAUGGACGCUAAAUGAAAUCGAUCUAUUCAGAACAAGCUUUCCAACCCUUUUAAAACAGUUAAAAAACACCCGCUUUUAUUUGUAGAGUUUGAAUGGCAGUUGCACCAUUGUUCAGGAUGAAUGUAGUAAAGUACGGUACAACACAAGUCCAUUACAGUAUUAAUACAAGUCGUCCAGCCCCUAUCCGGGUCGUUGGUUAUAAAAAGUUAUACACGCGCGCGCCCCACUGAUUUACUAGCGCCCAUUGGAUAAAACGCUCGAGUUGCGUUAACUUCCGGUUCCUUACUAAUGCAGAUCCAUGGCUACGCUACAAAAAUGCACUGUGUGAAAGUCGAGUCUCUAGCUAUUCAAAUGAUCUGUGACAGUCACCGUCCAUCAAGCCCCACCCCCAUGAUAUUUUGACCAAUCACAACCGUGAGAAAUGUCCAGCUUGCGCGUACUGAAGUCCAACACGCAUGCACGUGCGUACGGCGCGCAUCCAGAGAGGGGCACGUCACUGAUCUGCAUAUGGGCCAUAGAGCUGUAUAAUAUGGGCACGUAUGUGGUCACGUAUGCAGUGGGCGGGGCCUUAUAUAUCCUUGAUACGUGAUUGGCCUGUUCGGUGGACUACUACAAGUCUGAUUUGGAAACUGCUGGAGAUAGGGUUGGAUAGCUUGGUUGAUAGGGGGCGCAGUGCGGGUUUUCAUAGGUCGGAGGUUAAAAACCGAGUUCAGCUUAUUUUUGCUUUGAUGCAACUGAUGACAGUUAAGUUACAUUUGUGUUAUCGUUUAUUAUUUUACGAAACAGUUUACCUGUCAACUCGUCUUUUUGGGGUUAAAAUCACAUUAUAUUAUUCCUAUGUACUAUAUACUGUAAUAUUGCAACUUUUGUUCGUUUCAUUUUUAGAAUGCAGAAAUAGUUUCCAUAUUAUGUACCUUUUUAUACUCGCAUUAACCAUUAAAAUAUGCAUUUUUUGAUGGAGUGCAUAAA